Gastrolobium bilobum is the source of this 2435-nucleotide messenger RNA. Its product is annotated as ent-copalyl diphosphate synthase, chloroplastic. The coding region runs from base 1 to 2409 and encodes 802 amino acids. Lineage: Eukaryota; Viridiplantae; Streptophyta; Magnoliopsida; Fabales; Fabaceae. Gene Ontology annotation, cellular component: chloroplast. Gene Ontology annotation, biological process: gibberellin biosynthetic process. The transcript is spliced from 15 exons. Gene Ontology annotation, molecular function: magnesium ion binding; terpene synthase activity. The record is from RefSeq and is a predicted model, not a curated record.
AUGUCUUCUCACUUCUCCUCCCACUACCACCUUCUCUCUUUCUCUUCUUCUUCUUCUUCUUCUUCUAAGCAUUUCCCUUUUCCAACUUCUUCUUCUCUAGGUGUUGUGUCGUCCGAGGCUAAAGACAAACAAGGGUUAAGUUGCACAGCUAUAUCCAAAUCACGAACUCAAGAAUAUCCAGAAGUAUUUAACGGUAGCAUAGCAACGUUAAAGUUGCAUGAGAUUAAUGUGGAGGAUGACAUAGAUGAGGAGCAAGAUAUUGGGCGAGUAGAAGCUAUCAAGUCGAUAUUGGGUUCCAUGGAAGAUGGAGAGAUAAGCAUAUCUGCUUAUGACACAGCUUGGGUUGCUCUUGUAGAAGAUGUUCAUGGAAGUGGUGGCCCCCAAUUUCCGUCGAGUCUAGAAUGGAUAGCAAAAGGUCAACUUCCUGAUGGUUCAUGGGGUGAUAGUGAAUUGUUUUCAGCCCAUGACAGGAUUAUUAACACGUUGGCUUGUGUUAUUGCACUAAGAUCGUGGAACAUGCACCCUGAAAAGUGUGAUAAAGGAAUGGCAUUUUUUAAAGAAAACCUUAGCAAGCUUCAGAAUGAGAAUGCGGAGCAUAUGCCAAUUGGGUUUGAAGUUGCUUUCCCUUCACUUCUCGACAUAGCUCGUGGUUUGAACAUUGAAAUACCAGAUGAUUCCCCUAUCUUGAAGGAUAUAUUUGCAAAGAGAGACGUAAAACUCACAAGAAUACCAAGAGAGAUGAUGCAUAAAGUGCCCACAACUCUGCUCCAUAGCUUGGAAGGGAUGUCAGGUCUAGAUUGGAAAGAACUUCUAAAACUGCAGUCUCAAGAUGGAUCAUUCUUGUUUUCACCAUCCUCCACCGCCUUUGCGCUCAUGCGGACUAAAGAUGAAAAUUGCCUCAAGUAUUUGAAUAAUGCGGUUCACAAGUUCAAUGGGGGAGUUCCAAAUGUAUAUCCGGUGGAUUUGUUCGAACAUAUUUGGGUGGUUGAUCGGCUGGAACGCCUAGGAAUAUCGCGGUAUUUUCAGCAAGAGAUUAAGGACUGUACGAGUUAUGUUCACAGAUAUUGGACUGAAAAGGGCAUUUGUUGGGCAAGAAAUUCAAGUGUUCAAGAUUUAGAUGACACAGCAAUGGGUUUCAGAUUAUUAAGAUUACACGGCCACCAAGUUUCAGCUGAUGUGUUUAAGCACUUUGAGAGAAAAGGUGAAUUCUUCUGCUUUCCUGGACAGUCAACAGAAGCGGUGACUGGAAUGUUUAAUCUGUAUCGGGCCACUCAAGUAGUGUUCCCAGGGGAGAAAAUUCUUGAACGUGCCAAGCACUUUUCUUCCAAGUUUUUGAGAGAGAAGCGAGCAGCAAAUGAGCUAAUAGAUAAAUGGAUAAUAAUGAAGAACUUGCCUGAAGAGGUGGCUUACGCAUUGGAUGUGCCAUGGUAUGCUAGCUUGCCUCGAGUGGAGACAAGAUUCUACAUUGAUCAAUAUGGUGGUGAGAGUGACGUCUGGAUAGGCAAAACUCUUUAUAGGAUGCCCUAUGUGAACAACAAUAAUUAUCUCGAGCUUGCUAAAUUAGAUUACAACAAUUGCCAAGCACUGCAUCUAACAGAGUGGGGGAGAAUUCAAAAGUGGUACUCAGAAUCUAGAUUGGGAGAGUUUGGAUUGAGCAGAAAAACACUUCUAUUGGCCUAUUUUUUGGCAGCAGCCAGCAUAUUUGAGCCAGAAAGGUCACAUGAGAGACUUGCAUGGGCCAAAACCACAGCACUGCUUGAGACAAUCACAUCCUAUGUUAGUGAUUCAGAAAUGAAGAAAGCUUUCGUUAAAAAAUUCAGUGAUUGCAUCAACAAGCGAGACUACUCCAUUGGCUGGAGGUUGAACAGGAACCAAACAGGACAUGGACUCGCUGAGACUUUGGUUGCAACCAUAGAUCAAAUCUCGUGGGAUGUACUUGUUUCUCAUGGUCAUGAAAUUGGAUAUGAUAUGCAUCACAUUUGGAAAAAGUGGCUUUCAAGUUGGCAAAGUGAAGCAGAAAAAGGUGAAGGACAAGCAGAGCUUUUGGUGCAGAUAAUAAACCUGAGUGCUGGGCAUUGGAUUUCGGAGGAGCAAAUGUUCAAUCCACAAUACCAGAGUCUCCUUCAAGUCACUAACACAAUCUGUCAUAGACUUAGUUGCUAUCAAAAGGACAAGGAACUAGAGAGCGGCAACUGUGGUACGCAUGUAGACAGCAGCACCACCCCAGAAGUAGAUUCAAAAAUGCAAGAACUCGUACAAUUGGUAUUCCAAAAAUCUCCAACUGGCAUUGACAUCAAUAUCAAGAAUACUUUCCUCACAGUGGUGAAGAGUUUAUACUAUACAGCUUUCAGUGAUUCAAGCACCAUCAACUUCCAUAUUGCCAAAGUUCUCUUUGAUAAAGUUGUUUGAUCAAAUUUAGUGUCUUCAAUAGAUAC